Messenger RNA from Emericellopsis cladophorae, 387 nucleotides. RefSeq lists its product as uncharacterized. Bases 1 to 387 code for a protein of 128 amino acids. The transcript has a single exon. Lineage: Eukaryota; Fungi; Ascomycota; Sordariomycetes; Hypocreales; Bionectriaceae. The record is from RefSeq and is a predicted model, not a curated record.
AUGUAUCGAGACAGCGCUGGCUCAGCAGCCGGAGACGAACUGCGCAACAUGAAAGGAACAGUCGGCGAUGCGUCCAAGUCGGCUGGCGGAGAGGGCACUGAGGCAGUAAAAAGCACAGCGCCAUCUACCUCUGGGGCCAAGUCCGAUUCGAGCACAGCAGGGGCAGAUCGCUUGGGCGCGAAACUAGAGGAAGAGACUGAAGCAGACAUAUUACUUGCGCGGAAGCGGCGCGAAGCCAACGAUGAGUACUUUCAGAGGGUCAACAAUGGAGUUGUCGAUGUCGUGGCCAAGCUCGACGAUGUGGCCAAAGCAAUGCGCAGCAUCGAACGAGAGAGCAAGGACGUGUGGGCGGAGAGCGAUGCAAUGACCGGAAGCGUCAAGUCGUAA